AUGGCAGAUAUGAGAGCCGACAACGCGAUAGAGGUGGAAGCGCAGAAUGAGAAGAAGAAGUUGGAACAGACUGUCUCCAAUGCGCCCUCGGAUCUUAAAGCUGGGGAGGUCGUCGACCUUGACCAGGCAGAAGUCUUCCUGCGCGAGCACAACAUCAGCCAUCAUGACCUGAAUGCCCUUCUCGAGGACUCGUCCGGAAUGAAGCAGCUCGUGAAGCGUGUAGACUGGAUGCUCAUGCCGCUGCUAUGCGGCACUUACCUGCUGCAGUACAUUGACAAACAGUCUCUUUCAUAUGCUGCGGUGUUCGAUCUCUUCCCAACAACAGGUACCAAUCAGAACCAGUAUUCGUGGUUGGUGUCUCUGUUCUAUUUCGGAUACCUGUUCGCCGAAUGGCCAGCAUCAUACCUGGCGCAGAAGUUUCCGACAGGAAAGGUUGUGUCGAUCUCGGUUAUAAUCUGGGGGUCGAUCCUGAUGCUCAUGGCAGCAUGCCAGAACUUUGCUGGCUUAGCAGUGUGUCGCUUCUUCCUCGGAUGCUUCGAAUCGAUGAUCACACCAGUAUUCAUGAUGAUCGUUGGUCAAUGGUACCAACGAAGAGAGCAGUCGGCCAGAGCAGGUCUCUUCUACUGCUUCAAUGGCGUUGGCGCGUCAACCGGCGGUAUCUUGUUCUUCGCAGUCGGCCAGGCGAAAGGUUUCGACGUCUGGCGAACAAUCUUCAUCCUCGCAGGAGGCUUGACAGUCUGUUGGGGAGUACUGCUCCUCUUUUUCCUUCCCGACAACAUCAUGGACGCCAAACGAUUUAGCACCCAGGAGAAAGCCAUGCUCAUUGCAAGAGCUCAAUCCAACCAGACUGGUGUUUUGAACAAGAAGAUCAAGCUCGCUCAGGUUAAAGAGGCUCUGCUCGACCCGCAGAUCUGGCUGCUUUUCCUUUUCGUCCUGCUCAACGAGACAGUCAAUGGAGGUCUCGCAAAUUUCUCGAAGCUGAUCAUCAAAGGGCUUGCCAACGGCGACGCAUUGCUGACGACCGCAUACGGCAUCCCAACUGGCGCUUGGCAGGUGAUGUUCGUGUUCAGUGGACCAUGGCUGGCCGGCAGAUUCAAAAAUAUUCGGACUCUGAUCAUGCCGCUGUAUGUCGUACCAACCAUACUGGCAACCGCACUCCUGUGGCAGGUACCACAUACUGCUGAGCAUAAUAAGGGGCUGUUGAUCUGCAAUUACAUUGCAGGAUCGUACGUCGCGAGCCUGGUGAUUGCGCUACAACUGCCUGCCAAUAAUGUUGGAGGUUACACGAAGCGCGUGACGUCCACGGCGUUUGUGUUCCUGGCGUAUUGUGUUGGCAAUAUCAUAGGCCCGCAUGCUUUCUUGGAACGCGAAGCGCCAAAGUAUUCGACCGGCUGCACAGUAACAAUGUGCUGCGCGGCCGGCCAAGUGGUGCUCUCUUUCAUGAUCCGCGCGCUGUUGAUUCGUCGUAACAAGAAGCGUGAUGCGCUCUAUGGCCCAGCUGUCGAAACCCAGGCGCUGACAGAGGGCGUGAUAGAGGACAAGACCGAUUUUGAAAAUCCCAACUUCCGCUACAGCUACUAG
This is a messenger RNA of Cercospora beticola, 1581 nucleotides long. RefSeq lists its product as uncharacterized. Lineage: Eukaryota; Fungi; Ascomycota; Dothideomycetes; Mycosphaerellales; Mycosphaerellaceae. Gene Ontology annotation, cellular component: membrane. The record is from RefSeq and is a predicted model, not a curated record. Gene Ontology annotation, molecular function: transmembrane transporter activity. Gene Ontology annotation, biological process: transmembrane transport.